Messenger RNA from Electrophorus electricus (electric eel), 1881 nucleotides. RefSeq names its product interferon-induced GTP-binding protein Mx3-like. The record is from RefSeq and is a predicted model, not a curated record. Gene Ontology annotation, cellular component: synapse; microtubule; plasma membrane. Gene Ontology annotation, molecular function: microtubule binding; GTP binding; GTPase activity. Gene Ontology annotation, biological process: defense response to virus; synaptic vesicle budding from presynaptic endocytic zone membrane; receptor internalization. NCBI's taxonomy places the organism in Eukaryota, Metazoa, Chordata, Actinopteri, Gymnotiformes, Gymnotidae.
ACAAUGACUAACACACUGAGGGAACAAUAUGAGGAGAAGGUUCGCCCACUUAUCGAUCUCAUCGAUUCGCUGCGAUCCCUCGGAGUGGAGAAGGACUUAUCACUGCCAGCCAUUGUGGUUAUUGGGGACCAGAGCUCCGGGAAAAGCUCUGUGUUGGAGGCACUUUCUGGAGUUGCGUUGCCAAGAGGUGGUGGUAUUACAACACGAUGUCCACUCGAGUUAAAGAUGAAGAAGGGGAUUGCUGAGUGGCAUGGGAUGAUCAGAUACCAGGGCCACACAGAAAACAUUGAAGACCCAAUGGAUGUGGAGAAAAAGAUCAGAGAAGCUCAGGACAAGAUCGCUGGGGUUGGGGUUGGUAUCAGUGAAGACCUCAUCAGCCUAGAGAUUACCUCGACGGAUGUGCCUGACCUCACACUCAUUGACUUGCCUGGCAUCACCCGUGUGGCAGUCAAAGACCAGCCAGAGAACAUUGGGGACCAGAUUAAGAGACUGAUUAAAAAGUUCAUCACAUCACAACAGACAAUCAACUUAGUGGUGGUCCCAUGUAAUGUUGAUAUAGCAACCACAGAGGCCUUAAUGAUGGCUCAUGAAGUGGACCCAAACUGGGAGAGAACCAUAGGUAUCUUAACAAAGCCAGACUUGGUGGACAAGGGCAUGGAGGAAACGGUGGUGGCGAUCGUUUCUAAUGAAAUUAUUCACCUCACCAAAGGCUACAUGAUUGUCAAGUGUCGUAGGCAGAAGGAGAUAAAACACCGCCUUUCCCUGAAAGAAGCCAUUAACAAUGAGACAGCCUUCUUCAAAGAUCACCCCUACUUCAGCACACUGUAUAAUGAAGGCAAAGCCACCAUUUCAAAUCUGGCAAAGAAACUCACACAUGAACUUGUUCAUCACAUUGAGAAAAUGCUGCCAAAGCUGCUGGAAGAGGUAGCAGUGAUGAUUGCUAAGACACAGAUGGAGCUGGAACAUUAUGGCAAAGGACCACCUGAGGACCCCACUGAGCAGGGCCACUUCCUGCGUGAUAAAGUGAUGGCAUUCACACAGGAUGCAGUCAACCUCACAACUGGAGAGAAGCUUAAGACUACUCCACAAACCAAUGUUUUUUCUGGGCUGAGGGAGAAUUUUAAGCAAUGGAGGGAUUAUCUGGAAGAUUCAGGAAACAUGUUUAACCGCAGGAUUGAGCAAGAAAUUCAGGAGGAUGAGAUUCAGUUCCGGGGCAGGGAACUCCCGGGCUUCAUCAACUACAAGACCUUCGAAGUGCUUGUGAAAGAACACAUCAAGCAGCUGGAGGAGCCCGCCAUUAAGAGCCUGAAGGAGAUCUCAGACAUUGUUAGAAAGUGCUUCAUCCAGCUGGCCCAAAGCAGAUUUGUGGGCUUACCCAACCUCUUCAAAACAACAAAAGAGAAGAUUGAGAAUAUAAAGCAAGAGAAAGAGAAGGAGGCAGAGUCCAUACUCAGGAUCCAGUUUAAGUUGGAGAACAUUGUGUACACCCAGGACAGAACGUACAACCAGAGCCUGACCACAAAGAAGAUUGAGGAGCACAAGGAAGAAGAUAGCAUAGAGGAACCAGAGUAUAGAGUGCCUGGCUCACAUUCUCAAGCCUACAGUACAAACAGUGCCACCCUGCAGGAACUCAGACAGCACUUCAAUGCCUACUAUAGCAUUGCAAGCCAGCGGUUGGCCGACCACAUCCCCAUGGUGAUGCUUUACCUCCUUCAGGAGUGUGCCAUCCAGCUGAACAAAGAUAUGCUGCAGAUGUUGCAGGAUAAGAUUUCCACCAAGGAUCUGCUCAAAGAAGACUCAGUCAUCUGCACCACGCGUACUGCUCUACAGAACCGCAAAAAUCGCUUAACAAAGGCCCACGACUGCCUGGUCAAGUGUUAG